Messenger RNA from Labrus mixtus (cuckoo wrasse), 1408 nucleotides. It is a transcript of the gene trir, whose product is annotated as telomerase RNA component interacting RNase. The transcript is spliced from 3 exons. Gene Ontology annotation, molecular function: 5'-3' exonuclease activity; 3'-5' exonuclease activity. Lineage: Eukaryota; Metazoa; Chordata; Actinopteri; Labriformes; Labridae. The coding region runs from base 469 to 921 and encodes 150 amino acids. The record is from RefSeq and is a predicted model, not a curated record.
UCAUCAGACAGAGGGGGGGAAACUAAAACAUGGCGGACCGAGGCUGAAGUUAGCGUGAAGCGUUGGUAAAAACACACAAACCCUCGGGGUUUAGCUUCACUCAGUUGGAUUUUUCGAUCGACUUAUUUGUGUUAUUUGUUUUUUAUUCAUCCCGGACUGAAAUCUGAGUUCUACGUUGAGUUUUUUCGGCGGUUUCAGCCUGAUUAGUCUGAGUUAGCCGUUAGCAUUAGCCGCGUUAGCUGCCUGACCAGCGCCUGCUUUUGUUUUUGUCUCAAAGACGAGACUUGUUGACUCGUUUAAAGACACGAUUUUCUUCAAGAUAGUGUUUUUCCUGAGCGGGAACUGAGUGCUUCAGAGAUACACUAGCUCGGGUGUGCUUUGUUUUGGUCCUGCCGAUUUAAUUCAGAGAGUAAAGGGACAAAGUGUGAGUCGCUGGGCUUUGUUUUGUGAACAUUACAUCCAGGAAACAUGGAUUCAAAGCGAGCACAUUCACACAGUGAAGCUGAAAGUAGCCGAGGAGGAGGAGGCAGCAGCAGCAGCAGCGGGGACUCCAGCUGCGGCAGCCCGGCGUCCCCCUCCCGUAGCCCGGCCCCCGCCUCCCGCAGCCCGGCUCCCCCCUCCCGCAGCCCGGCCCCGGCGCUGCUCCCCGGGGGAAACGCGUUCGCCAACGACGGCAGCUUCAUGGAGAUGUUCAAGAAGAAGAUGGAGGAGGAGCAGCAGAGGAAAAAAGAGACAUGUGGAGGAGCGAGUGGCACCGAGCAGGGACAGACACCAGUGGAAAAGAAGCCCCCUCCCGUGGCGAGCUUUUCUCCUUCAUUGGCAGUCCAUCUGAAGGGCUCCUAUAACGGUUUCAGUCUUCUAUCCCCUAACCCAGGUGGGGAAGCGCAGAGGCGGUGUGUUCCUAAAGACCGGCAUGGUUGAGAAGAAGCUGAAAAACGACUCAGAAGCGGUUCCAGGCAAGAGCGAUGCUUGGUCAAAGUACAUGGCUGAGGUGAAAAAGUACAAAGCUCAUCAGUGUGGUGACGACGAUAAAACCCGGCCGCUGGUCAAGUAAAGUUUUCCAAAACGGGGGAAGCGACAAAAGUGUCUGAGGAGGAUACCGUUCUGGGAGACGCUCCGGGAGAGCUGGCCGCGAUCCGGAUCCUUCUCACACUGCCAGUCCACCUUCACGUCGACAAACUGCUUCGAUCAACUCUCAGUUUUUCCUUGUUUUUUUUUUCUUUUGUGUUGCUUGUUAUUUGUCGGACUCUGGUCAUUUGAUCUGGUGUCAAACGGUGUUUUCACAUUUUCAUUAUUGUUGCAUAUUUUCUAAUUUGUCAUGUCUGGGAUUAGGUCGGUGUUCUUUCAGAUAUGAUUUGAUUUAAUGAGCCAGACGAAAGGUUUGAAUUAAAUCUACACUGCCCUUUCA